Rhizoctonia solani is the source of this 1797-nucleotide messenger RNA. Its product is annotated as regulator of G protein signaling domain protein. The record is from RefSeq and is a predicted model, not a curated record. The transcript has 6 exons. Bases 1 to 1797 code for a protein of 598 amino acids. Lineage: Eukaryota; Fungi; Basidiomycota; Agaricomycetes; Cantharellales; Ceratobasidiaceae.
AUGCGUAGCGCUCUUCCUUCUCCUUCAGCAUCCGGCAUGCCCUUACGGUCCCGGAGACGACGCCAGCCUAUCGAGGAACGGCCUCCAGGACACUUUUUCACGCUUGGCUCCCUGAGGAGAGUGGGUCAGCGUAUUAUCCGCCCUCCGCCACCGGCACAGGAGGAGCAUUACAAGUGGUUUCUUGCGCCCAGAUUCAACGUCACUCUGCAAGAUGUUAUCGAGGAUAAACAUCUUCCUCCAUUGUCGAGACAGGACUUUGAGGACUUUCUGCAGCAUGCAGACGGGACGAUUGAGUGUCUAUACUUUCACGAAUGGGUUCAGAACUAUCGCAGAUUGUACCAAGAAUGGUCGGAAUCCGUACUCCCAGCUGCGGGGGCCAGCGUUUCAGGUUCAUCAAAGGGCAUAUGCCGCUCGCGGGAUCUUUGGGAGCGCCUCAAGGAUUGCCAGGACCGUCGGCUAAAGGAGGAGUUCACGAGUGCUAAAGCAUUAUUCUUCGAGCCUGGAGCACCCUAUCGACUUAAACUCGACGACAAAAUCCUUUACAAAGUGCUGAACAUACCAAACUAUCCUCCGCAGUGCGGAGAACAUCAAGAAUUCACAUAUAAGCUUCCCUCCUUCCCAAAUCAACCCGAACCAGGUCUCUUCGAUGGGAUUCAACAACAAGUUGAUACGUUGCUUGAGAAGGCUUUUGCUCGGUUUCUCCGUAUCGCGUUUUGCAACUCUGGACUUAUCCAUAGCUCGAUCGGGUUCACCGGAGGUGCAGCUAUCCUAGCAUGGGGGCUGGCUAUGUGGUCCAUGGGAGUCAUGUCGCGCGGGCGGGGCUAUAUCGCUGGGAGUCUGCCAAUAAUCUGGUUUGGGAUUUGGUUCAUGUUGGUCAGCGCGAACAAUCACUGCCUUGUGGUCUAUGUCACUGGCGAUGCUCGUCAGCUCCUACCAUACGAGGUGGCGAGGCCAUUGCCCGUGGGCACAGCACCGCCGCCGGUAUACUCGCUCGCGUUGGUUCCUAAUGACGCUGAAGAGUCGACAUAUUCCUGCAGUCGGAAGGCAUCAACGACUUCGAAUUUACUUCCCUUGGUUAAUACGCCGACCCUGCCGCAACCCCGACGAUCGUACUACCCAUUGGCGCGUCUAGGUUCCCGGAGGGGAAGUGAGCCGACAACGAGAUCGGUGCCAGAAUUCUCCGAGUUGAAGGAACAGCAUAACGAAAUUCCCGACUCGACUUCGACCUCGGCGACAAAGGUCGAAUAUACAUUGCCUCCUGCGCGGCGGACAAAGAAUCUACUCGCGCGUCGCUCGCGGUUGAUGUCAAGCAAGCAAAGGGCUAGGCCCGCAAAUUGGGAUUGGGACUAUGGGACACGAAGGAACGCAGUGGUGGAAUGGCCAGUCGAGAUGAAAGUAGACAGCCCUGUUUAUUCAGAGGAAAAUGACUUUGGGAUCGUCAUUUCAGAUGCAUUCGAGGAAGAUGCCCCUGGGCCAUUUCUAUCUGCCGAGGCGGAUUCUCUACCCGCACCCGCCAACACAUUUAUCACCGUAGGAUUUAAUAGAGAGCCAACCCAGCCUCAUGUCAAUCCAGGGUCCUCCCCAGAACCUCUGGCGCCACUUGUCGAAGCACCCGAAUAUGCUGCACAACGCCGCCGCACGCUAUUGGAUCUAUUUUCCAUAGAGUCGAACUGCAGCCGGAGGGGCAGCAAAGCCUCAGAGGUCGGGCGAGUGCAAAGACAAUCGCCAUGGCCGCGGCGGCUUUUUGGCCCGAUGACUUGGUACAUUCUCCAUUGGUACGGCGAGCGCAUUGGGUAG